AUGAAGGGUUUUUCAUCGUAUGAUGAAAAACCGCCAGCGCCGCCAAUUCGGUUCAGCAGCUCGUCGAGCAAAGAGAGUCAGGUUGGUAAUUUUGAAAAAAUUAAGGGAAUUUGAUUUGGAUGCGAUCAAAGUUGAGAUUUCAAAUUGAGUAAGAAUGGAAUUUACCGAACAUUUUGUGGAAGUUCUUUUCUAAAGAAGUUUUUCUAAAGUAUCCCGAACUUUAUUAAAUUUUUAACCAGUUUCUGGGAAAGCUGGGGAUCAAAACCGAUCAAGCUUCUUCAGAAAAUUUUCGAUCUGUGGGUACAAUUUGCCCAAUUACCCUGCAUCGGAGAAAAUGAUUAGCCUCCCUCCCAUUUCAUGUUUUUAAAACAAAUUCCCGAACGUCAACCAAAAAUAAUAAAUAAUAAUAUUUCAGGUUGUUGGCUUGAAACCUCUGCCCAAAGAACCAACCGAAGUAACAAAGAAGAAGAAAACAAUGUCUAACCCAUUUUUGAAAAGUAAUCUCGUCCUAAUCAAUCAUUCUAAACCUAACCCUCUAAUUUUCCAGAGAAUAAGGAGAAAAAAGAGGCAGCCGAAAAGCCGGUGAUUUCUCGACCAAGCAAUUUCGAACACACAAUUCAUGUUGGCUACGAUCCAAUAACUGGAGAAUUCACAGUGAGUCUCAACUUUUUUUUAUUCUGUCUGAUACGCAUAUAUUAUUUUAUAAACAAAAGGAUUAACUGUGUGCCUGCUACAAAAUAAUACCUAUCUAUCUAUUCCAUUUUUUGAAUAUACAUGUUCCAGUGAAAUUUGAAAAAAAAAAUUAAAUAAUUUUUAUAGGGAAUGCCUGAAGCUUGGGCGCGUCUUUUAACCGACUCGCAAAUUUCAAAACAAGAGCAACAGCAAAAUCCGCAAGCGGUACUUGACGCACUCAAAUACUAUACACAAGGCGAAUCGAGUGGACAAAAAUGGCUACAAUACGAUAUGAGUAAGUCGUUUCUAUCAAACAUCUAUUAUUGUUCAAAGAAUUUCUUUAAUUAUUCUUAUUCUUCUACAGUGUUUAUAGAUGACGCGCCAUCACGCAAUGUGUCAUCAAAUAUGAAGCCACAACCAUAUAGCACAUCUUCAUUGCCGUAUCAUGGCUCAAAACUUCAGGGUUAUCCAAAAAUGGGUCCAGUUUGCUCAUCGAAUAAGCUCAAUUAUCCAUCGGGUAUUCAACAAUCAUCAAGUAUGAAUGAGAAUCGGUCGAGUAUGCCACCAGUUAGUUUUUCUUUCAACAUUUUUUUGUUGACACAUUUCAAAGUGCAUUGAUAAAAAGGAACAUGAUAAAAGUUCAAAGUUAUUUUUUUACACCCACACACUUGAUUUAUAUGUCUGGGGAGUAAAAAGUGAGUCAGAUUUUUGGGGUUACAUACUAAAAAGUGAAUAAUUCCAUAAUAAAAACAUUCGGUUUCAUUUAGAGCUACUAAAGCCUUUCUGUUUUUUUCCAGAACUACGCGCCUCCGCCAAUUCCGCGUGAUGAAGAGCCAGCUGAUGCUCUCCCGCCACCAAUUCCAGAUAGACCGGCUAGAACAUUGAGCAUUGUAAGUCUUUUCACAUCCCUUCUAUUUCAACAUCAAUCAAACCGUUUCAGUACACAAAACCCAAAGAGGAGGAAGAAAAGAUACCAGAUUUGUCAAAGGGUCAAUUUGGUGUUCAAUCGAGAGGAGCAAAAGCAAAGAGAAAAAUGACUGAUGCUGAAGUUCUUGCCAAACUUCGAACAAUUGUUUCGAUUGGAAACCCCGAUCGAAAGUACAAAAAAGUGGACAAGAUUGGUUCUGGAGCUUCAGGAUCUGUUUACACUGCGAUUGAGAUGAGCACUGAAGCUGAAGUCGCUAUCAAGCAGAUGAAUUUGAAAGAUCAGCCGAAGAAGGAGUUGAUCAUCAAUGAGAUUCUUGUGAUGCGUGAGAAUAAGCACGCAAAUAUUGUCAAUUAUUUGGAUUCGUAUCUUGUCGGUGAAGAAUUAUGGGUUGUCAUGGAAUAUUUAGCCGGUGGAUCAUUGACUGAUGUGGUAACUGAAUGUCAGAUGGAAGAGGGAAUGAUUGCGGCAGUGUGUCGUGAGGUACUUCAAGCUUUGGAGUUUCUUCAUAGUCGACAUGUUAUUCAUCGUGAUAUCAAGUCGGACAAUAUUCUUCUUGGCAUGGAUGGAUCGGUGAAAUUGAGUGAGUGAUGAUUACGUUUUUUAAUGAAUACGGAAAUAUAGCAAUGAUUAAUUUUUGGCCGAAAAAUAUUUAAAAUAAAGAUAUCUUUGAAAUUUCUUCGGAGAGGAGAAAACUCAGCUUCAAAUAGAGAAAAUUUGAUGUUCACCUUGAUAAUUUCAAAUAAUUUUGAACCUAACAUGAUGUUCUGAAGUUUUGACUCUCCAAUAACCCAUUUUUUUCAGCCGAUUUUGGUUUCUGCGCUCAACUCUCGCCAGAACAACGCAAACGCACCACAAUGGUCGGCACACCAUAUUGGAUGGCACCCGAAGUCGUGACAAGAAAACAAUACGGUCCAAAAGUCGACGUAUGGUCAUUGGGAAUUAUGGCAAUUGAGAUGGUCGAAGGCGAACCGCCAUAUUUGAAUGAGAAUCCGUUGAGAGCUAUUUAUCUGAUUGCAACUAAUGGAAAACCAGAUUUUCCGGGAAGAGAUGGAUUAACACCAAUUUUCAAGGUAUUUGUUGUUGAUUGUUAAUUGAGUAGUCAAUUUGUAUUUUUUUCAGGAUUUUAUCGAUUCCGCUUUGGAAGUCUCAGUUGAUAAUCGUUGGUCAGCCAGUCAACUUUUGACCCAUCCAUUUUUACGAUGUGCCAAACCAUUGGCAACUUUAUAUUAUUUGAUUGUUGCUGCGAAACGAAGUAUCGCAGAAGCCAGUUCGUCAUAA
Caenorhabditis angaria is the source of this 2878-nucleotide messenger RNA. The record is from the annotation of a GenBank genome assembly. NCBI's taxonomy places the organism in Eukaryota, Metazoa, Nematoda, Chromadorea, Rhabditida, Rhabditidae.